Molecule: messenger RNA, 2859 nt
Organism: Cheilinus undulatus (humphead wrasse)
Lineage: Eukaryota; Metazoa; Chordata; Actinopteri; Labriformes; Labridae
Gene: lrsam1
Product: leucine rich repeat and sterile alpha motif containing 1
Exons: 25
Coding region: 397-2601 (734 amino acids)
Molecular function (GO): protein binding
Source: RefSeq, a predicted model, not a curated record
UGGUAUAUUUGUUGUGAUUUCAUUUGAUAGCGGAGGUGAAUCAGCUGAACGUGAGUCAUAGCUGGAAAACGGUUCAAUUUUUAUCAUCUUUAUAAAUAAAGUGAAGUGACAGUAAAUAUAAAGGCUUCGUUCGCUCUGUCUGCGGCGACUGAUUCGGUAAAUUUGUGACAAUAACAGACGUUAAAUGUUUAAUGUUCAACAUUAGCAAACCGAGGAAGUUACCGUUCUUUUUUUUUUUACGGAAAGCAGGGUGGCUAAAGAGCAACUGAACAGCAUCAACACACGGACUGCCUUGCUGUCCGUCAGUCCUCUGGAGUAAAUCUGAUUAAAGAAGUAGGGGGAGGAGGAGGAGGAAACCCAGCAGGCAGAAAGACAGCAGGACGGCCAGAAUUCACGAUGCCUCUGUUCUUCAAGAAGAAGAAACCCAGCGAUGAAUCCCAGAAGAGGCUGGAGUAUCAGCUGUGUCGGUCAAAGGAAGCCGGUGCUGAUGACAUUCUGGACAUUUCAUCCUGUGAGCUCUCAGAUGUUCCUUCAAGUGCCUUUUCCAUGUGCAAGGUGCUGCAGAAAAAGGUCCUUAUCCUUCAUACCAACGAGCUGAGAUCAUUGGUGCCCAAAGGAUGUGACAUCAACAAUCUCUCCACUUUAAAGGUUUUGGACCUGCAUGAUAACAAGCUCAGCUCACUCCCAGACGACAUCGGGAAGCUGACGUCUCUGCAGAUCCUGAAUGUGGAGAAGAACCGUUUAAAGUCUCUGCCGGACUCCAUUGCUGACCUGAGGCUACUGCAGACUCUUAAUCUGAAAGGUAACUCUCUGAGCGAGCUCCCAGCUGUGAUCGGUUCUCUGAGCAGCCUGCGGACUCUGGAUGUGAGCGACAACAACAUCACCGAGCUGCCCAAAGCUGUGGCGUACAUCAGAACACUCGAGAGCUUCACCCUGGAUGCUGCCAUAAUGUCUUAUCCUCCUUCAUCUGUGUGCACAGAGGGAACGGAGAGCAUACAGCGCUUCCUCUGCAGUGAGCUUGGUGAGGAGUAUUGCCCUCCGUCUCAGUACCUCCUUCCUGUGCUGGAGACCGACUGUGGCAAACAGAAUACUGACUGUCUGGAUGGUCUGGAGGAGGCCUGGCAGAACAAAUUCAGUGACUACGAGAAAAGAAAGGAGCAAAAGCACCAGGAGAAACUCGCCUUUGAGCGUCAUCUGGAGGAGAAGCAGAAGGAGCACACGCAGCUUCUUCUCAUGAACACCUCACGCAAAGAAAACAUGCUCAACUCAGUGAGACAGGAGCAGGAGCGUGUUGAGCAGGGUGUCUCUCAGCAGCAGCGAGCUCAGGAGGCCGAGAGGCUGCUGGUCCUGGAGAGAGUCCGAUUUGCUGAAGACACCAUCAGCAGCCGCAUCAGCAACAUGCUGAUGGACAAAAACAGGCAGAAAAAGAGUGCCGAAUUUCUCCAGGCGAUGGAGGAAGACCGGAUCCGCAUGGAACAUCUGACUGCCAUCACACAGGAAGAGACCAAUUCACUGAGGAAGAGGGAGGUGGCAGCGGCGAUGCAGAAGAUGCUGUCAGACAGCUGUGCUAUGACUCUCCUUCAGGAGGCUAGCGACUUCCGCAGAAAGAGCCUGGUGUCUGAGGCGUACAGGAGUAUGGAGAAUAUGGACAGGAAGUUUGAUAAGAUGCUGUCGCUCCAGGUUUUGGAUAAAUCAAAGGCCAUUGCUCAGAUUUUACAGGAGGAGGAGAUGCAGAAGGCUGCUUUCCAGGCCCUGCAGCUGCAGAAAGACGCUGUGCACGGAUACAUUCGCAACCAGAUAAGACUCAUAGAGGGUGAGUUAAUGCAGCUGACUAAACUGGAGAUUAAAAGACGAAAUCUGGACGCUGAGAACCUGCAGGAGGUUCUGGUGGAUCAGCGUACGGCUCUUGGUGACUUGUUGCAGCAGCUGCUGAAGCAAAGAGACCAGAGAGAGCAGGAGCUACGGGUGAUUCUGGCGGAGAUGGAGCAGAAGUCUGAGUCCAGCCAGCAGAAUUACUGGAUGAUUCAGUAUCAGAGACUUCUGGAUGCCAAGCCACUCUCAUUGCGCAUGCAGGAAGCGGGCGUGGAGAAAGAGUUGGUGAACCUGCUGUGUAAACUGUCUGCUCAGCACUAUCUGCCCAUUCUCGCUCAUCACCGUGUGACGACAGAGGCGCUGCGUCACAUGAACUCCUCCGACCUCAAGAAGCUCGGCAUUACUGAAAUAGGAAUCCAGAAAGCUCUCCUGAAAUGGGCUCGAGAUCACAUAUCUGAAGGAGCCUGUAAGGUGGCCCCAGAGGACGUGGAGCCUGAAGUCGUACCCUCAGCUCCGUCUCCCUCCACCCCUCCAUCGAUUCCCGCCACCCCAACCAUCCACAUCCCCAGCCCUCCUCCCUCCCCGGGGACUCCAGUCACCCCGUCAGCUCCCAGUCCUGUGGAGGGACCGGGGAGCUCUGAAUGUGUGGUCUGCAUGGAGACGGGGUCUCAGGUCAUCUUCCUGCCCUGCGGUCACGUCUGCUGCUGUCAGGUUUGCAACGAUGCCCUGCAGAACUGCCCUCUGUGUCGGAGCAACAUAUCUCAGCGUAUUCGCCUCUACCACAGCUGAAUCCCUCCUCUUCAUCCUCUUCAUCUGACCACAGCUCUCUGUACUCGUGCAUGAUAAUGAAGCUGCUGUGAGCAAACCCAUCAUGUAGAAGAGCUUCUAGCUGAGCCACUUUUUCCUGUAUUAACCAAACAGUACGGCAUGUAUACACUAUAUUGCCAAAAGUAUUCGCUCACCUGCCUUCACUUGCAUAUGAACUGAAGUGACAUCCCAUUCUUAAUCCGCAGGGUUUAAUAUGACGUCAGUCCACCCUUUGCAGCU